AUGUCAGCACUACUCAGAACUGUACCACGUUUUACUAGAACUUCUUUGAUCGCUAGUCAAUUGAGAUUGCAAUUGAGAGGUUAUGCAUCUUCAUACCCACCACAUACUAUUAUUGGUAUGCCAGCUUUGUCUCCUACAAUGUCUCAAGGUAACCUUGCUGCUUGGUCUAAGAAAGUAGGUGAUCAAUUGGCUCCAGGUCAAGUGAUCGCAGAGAUUGAAACAGAUAAAGCUCAAAUGGAUUUUGAGUUUCAAGACGACGGUUAUUUGGCUAAGAUUCUUGUACCAGAAGGAACUAAGGAUAUCCCGGUCAAUAAACCUAUUGCUGUUUAUGUUGAAGAUGCGGCUGAUGUUUCAGCCUUUAAAGAUUUCACUGUGAAGGAUUCCAAACCUGCUCCAGCUGUAGAAAAUAUUAAGGAAAAAUUAGAACCAUCAACUAAGGCUACCUCAAAUGUUUCUUCUAUGAAAACCAAAUCGGGUUCUGAAGUUACUAAGAAUAAGGCAUCUUCUUCAACUGGAAAUCAUGGAGGUAGAAUUUUCGCUUCACCAUUGGCAAAGACUUUGGCUUUGGAACAUGGUAUUGCCUUAAAGAAUGUAACAGGUACUGGUCCAAAUGGUAGAAUUAUUAAGAACGAUGUUGAACAAUUCUUAGAAACUCAACAGCAAGAACCUUCCAUUUCCAAUGCAGCAUCUGAAACUGCAACUAAACAAGCAGUUGUAAGUCCAUCAUCAGCACCAGCUGCAUCUACUACUGCUUCUUAUGAAGAUGUUCCAAUUACUACAAUGAGACAAAUUAUCGCGGAUCGUCUUUUGCAAUCAACUAGCACAACCCCAUCAUAUAUUGUUUCCUCAGAUAUAUCUGUUACUAAACUGUUAAAAUUAAGACAAUCUCUGAACUCUACUGCACAAGACAAAUAUAAGAUAUCUAUUAAUGAUAUCCUUAUUAAAGCCAUUACUGUGGCAGCUAAGAGGGUUCCGGAUGCUAAUUCAUACUGGUUGGCUAACGAGAAAGUUAUAAGAAAGUUUAAGAAUGUUGAUGUGUCUGUUGCAGUUGCUACUCCAACUGGUUUAUUGACUCCAAUUGUAAAGAACGCAGAAUCUAAAGGGUUAAUCGAGAUCUCUAAUGAAGUUAAGGAAUUGGCUAAACGUGCAAAGAUAAAUAAACUAACCCCAGAAGAAUUCCAAGGUGGGACUAUAUGUAUAUCUAAUCUAGGAAUGAAUUCGGCAGUGUCUAUGUUUACAUCUAUUAUCAAUCUACCACAAUCCACUAUUUUGGCUAUUGCUACUGUUAAGAAGGUCGCUAUCCCAGAUGCUACCGCUGAGAAUGGUUUCUCAUUUGAUGAUCAAGUUACUAUAACCGGAACAUUCGAUCAUAGAACUGUAGAUGGUGCCCAAGGUGGUGAAUUCAUGAAGCAAUUGAAGCAAGUUAUUGAAAAUCCACUAGAAUUAUUGUUAUGA
This is a messenger RNA of Maudiozyma barnettii, 1455 nucleotides long. It is a transcript of the gene LAT1, whose product is annotated as dihydrolipoyllysine-residue acetyltransferase. Bases 1 to 1455 code for a protein of 484 amino acids. NCBI's taxonomy places the organism in Eukaryota, Fungi, Ascomycota, Saccharomycetes, Saccharomycetales, Saccharomycetaceae. Gene Ontology annotation, cellular component: pyruvate dehydrogenase complex. The record is from RefSeq and is a predicted model, not a curated record. Gene Ontology annotation, molecular function: dihydrolipoyllysine-residue acetyltransferase activity. The transcript has a single exon. Gene Ontology annotation, biological process: pyruvate decarboxylation to acetyl-CoA.